UGGCUGUCAAAUGAUAUCUGCACGACGCACGUGUAUUUAUUGCAUUUUAUUUUGCAAGUAAACGUUCUUUACUAAAUGUAAGUCUUUCAAAAAAUAAUGGAACCGAAAAAGAUAUUACAAAAACCGUCUCUAGCAUAUACAAGUAAUCCUAAUUUCAGUAAACCUCCUAAAACACCUAACCCCCACUUAGAAUGCCUAGGGACGCCCCAUAUAGAUUCUUUCAAUUAUAUGGUACAAGAUGGUCUCAAAGCUGCAAUCGCGGAUUUAAUUCCGGCCGAAUUCGAGAUGCCGAGUGGAGAAAGAAUUAAAAUCACUAUAGAUGAGGCAGCGUUCGCUAAGCCGAGUGUACCCAUGGAAGCAGUGGGUGUCAAAAAUCAGAGGGUACUUCCUACAGAAUGCCGACAAAGGGCUGCUACAUAUAAGGGUGACUUUAAGAUAAGAUUAAGUUUCAAUAUUGAUGGAAAAACUAUGUCAAUCGAUAAGUCACUAGGAAGCUUGCCUAUUAUGCUAAAGUCAAAGGUCUGUCAUUUGGCAGACUUAUCGCCCGAGGAACUUGUGAAACACAAUGAACAUGCUGAUGAAUGGGGUGGAUAUUUUGUUAUCAAGGGUCAUGAACGUUUAGCUCGUAUGUUACUAGUGACGCGCCGCAACUAUCCCGUCGCUAUUAAACGUUCAGGCUGGAAGAUGAGAGGGAAUUUAUUCUCCGAGUUUGGAAUCCUAGUACGCUGUGUCAAACCCGAUCUCACGAGCACCAAUAAUGUUCUGCACUUUCUCCAAAAUGGUACCUGUAAGCUAAUGUUCUCUCACCGCAAAGUUAUGUACUACGCGCCAUUAGUAUUGAUCAUGAAGAGUCUGGUGGACUGGCCGGACCAUUACAUAUACAGAUUAUUGCUGCACGGAAAGAAGAAUGAUUUGUAUUAUGUUAACUGUGUACAGAACAUGCUUCGUGAACUUCAUGAACAAAGUAUCCACACACAAGAGGAAUGUAAAUCCUACCUCGGCCGCAUGUUCCGGCCCAGGCUUAGCGAACUGCCUCCAUGGGCAACGGACGAGGAUGCUGCUGACUUCCUUCUGACUCGCUGUGUGAUGAUCCAUCUCAAUGGAAACACUGAUAAGUUCCAUGCUCUAGUGUUUAUGGCACAGAAGCUAUACGAUGUUGUCCAGAAUAAAUGUAAGGUGGAAGGUGCCGAUGCUGUAAUGGUCCAAGAGCUACAAGUCGGUGGACAUCUUUAUUUGCAAGUGUUGAAGGAACGACUUCAAACUAUAUUGUAUAUCAUCAAGGCGAAUAUUCUAAAGCGAGCUAAAACUGCUAAGAAAUUUGUACUGACUUCGAAAGAGCUGCAGCAAUUGAUCCGAAUGGCUGGGAGUUUGGAACAAAAGAUGGAGACGUUCCUGGCGACUGGCAACGCCCCGUCCACCAACGUGAACCUCGCGCAGUACAAGGGGCUGACGAUCGUCGCCGAGAACAUCAACAGGAUGCGAUACAUGUCGCAUUUCAAGGCGAUCCACCGCGGCUCGUUCUUCAUGGAGAUGCGCACGACGGAGGCGCGUCAGCUGCUGCCCGACGCGUGGGGCUUCGUGUGCCCCGUGCACACGCCCGACGGCGCGCCCUGCGGCCUGCUCAACCACCUCACCGCCUCCGCGCAGGUCACGCAGCAUCCUGACCCUAAGCAUCUCCCCAACCUGCCAUUCGUCCUGGAAAAAUGUGGAAUGGAGCCUAUCAGCUCGGUGGCCAAUACUCCAUUGUCCCACGACGUAUACAAGUACCCAGUCUUCAUAGACGGGAGACUGGUUGGCUAUCUGCCUGAAGACACCGUUCAAAGGAGUGCCGCUUAUCUCCGGACAUUGAAGAUCAAGGGGGAAGAGGUGCCUAUAACUACUGAAAUUGUUGUGAUACCCAAAAAACAGAUGUGCGCCCAGUAUGCGGGUGUAUUCCUCUUCACGACCGAGGCUCGUAUGAUGAGACCGGUCAUCAACUUGUCCACGGGACAGUUGGAACUUAUCGGGACAAUGGAACAGUUGUAUUUGGACAUCGCCGUCACUCAGAACGAAGUUAUAAAAGGUAGAACAACACAUUUGGAGCUCUCGAAGUCAGCGUUCAUGAGCAACUUGGCACAACUGGUCCCGAUGCCCGACUGCAACCAGUCGCCUCGUAACAUGUACCAGUGCCAGAUGGGCAAGCAGACGAUGGGUACGCCCAUCCACACGUGGUCGUCCACCGCCGAGACCAAACUGUACCGCCUGCAGUCGGGCGCGGCUCCGCUGUUCCGGCCGCUGCACCACGACCAGAUGCGACUGGACGACUAUCCCGCCGGCACCAACGCCAUACUCGCCGUCAUCUCCUACACGGGCUACGACAUGGAGGACGCGAUGAUCAUCAACAAGUCGGCGUACGAGCGCGGCUUCGCGGCGGGCGCGGUGUACAAGGCCAACUUCGUGGAGCUGGCGCACGCGGCGUCGUACUUCUGCCGCGACCCCGCGCGCGCCGAGCUGGCGCCGCACGUGGACGCCGACGGGCUGCCCGCGCCCGGCGCGCGCGUGCGCCCCGACGACCCCUUCUACUGCUACUGGGACGGCGAGAAGAGUCAGUUCGUGGUUUCUCGCUACCACGGCAAAGAGGAGGUGUUCGUGGACAACGUGAGGUUAUGUGGGGACUUCUCGUCGAAAGCGCCGAAGAAGGCCUGUGUCAUGGUUCGGAUACAGCGUAAUCCGACAGUAGGUGACAAGUUCGCGUCCCGGGCCGGACAGAAGGGUAUCUGUUCGCAGAAGUGGACGGCUGAGGACUUGCCGUUCACGGAGUCGGGUCUCAUCCCGGACAUUCUGUUCAACCCUCACGGUUUCCCGUCUAGAAUGACAAUCGCUAUGAUGAUCGAGUGCAUGGCCGGGAAAGCGGCGUGUCUGCAUGGACACGUCCACGACGCGACGCCGUUCCGCUUCAACGAGCGGGACACGGCGAUCAACUACUUCGGGCGCCUGCUGGAGGCCGGCGGGUACAACUACUUCGGCACCGAGCGCAUGUACAGCGGCGUGGACGGCAGGGAGAUGGCGGCCGACAUCUUCUGCGGGCUCGUGCACUACCAGCGGCUGCGGCACAUGGUGUCGGACAAGUGGCAGGUGCGCACGACGGGCGCCGUGGACGCGCUGACGCGGCAGCCCGUCAAGGGCCGGCGGCGCGGCGGCGGCGUGCGCCUCGGCGAGAUGGAGCGCGACGCGCUGCUGUCGCACGGCGCCGCCUUCGUGCUGCAGGACCGCCUGUUCCACUGCUCCGACAAGACCGAGGCGAUCGUGUGCUCGAAGUGCGGCACGCUGCUGGGCCCCGCGGCGGGGGACGCGGAGGGCUCCAAGGACUCGUGCCGCCUGUGCGGGGAGGGGGACCUGCUGACCGUGGCCAUUCCUUAUAUCCUCAAGUUCUUUGUCACGCAACUGGCCUCCGUUAAUAUUAAUGUUAAAAUCAAUUGUAACAACGAUUUAGCCAUAACGAGUUGUUGAUUGUUAAUACAUUUGUAUAGUAAUAAUAAAAAAAUUACAAUAAUGAUUUGUUUUACUUCAA
This is a messenger RNA of Vanessa tameamea, 3550 nucleotides long. It is a transcript of the gene RpI135, whose product is annotated as DNA-directed RNA polymerase I subunit RPA2. The transcript has 19 exons. The record is from RefSeq and is a predicted model, not a curated record. Gene Ontology annotation, cellular component: RNA polymerase I complex; nucleus. Bases 97 to 3489 code for a protein of 1130 amino acids. NCBI's taxonomy places the organism in Eukaryota, Metazoa, Arthropoda, Insecta, Lepidoptera, Nymphalidae. Gene Ontology annotation, molecular function: DNA binding; ribonucleoside binding. Gene Ontology annotation, biological process: DNA-templated transcription.